AUGUCAUAUUUUACAGCUCCAUCGUCAUGCUUUCCUCCCUUCGAAGAUGGAGAAGCCGGAUGCUUUUAUAUGUCGAAAGUGAAGAUGACAUGGCUCGACGGCCGCAACCACUGCAGAUCCCUCGGCGCGGACCUCGCUGUGCCCACGGACUUCGACGCCUUCCUGAGUUACGCAACCAGAGCAGGAUUGCCUCAAGACGUGUGGCUGGGCAUCUACGACCAGAAAUGGCUCAACGGCAGCCGCGUGGCCAAGGAGCUGUGGUACGACGGCCAGCCCAACGGCCCACCUCAAUACUGCGCCAGGAAGUACAACUCGCGCCUCGCGGAUGCCCCCUGCGCCAACGCCAAUGACUUCCUGUGCGAGAUAAAGUGA
Penaeus vannamei (Pacific white shrimp) is the source of this 372-nucleotide messenger RNA. NCBI's taxonomy places the organism in Eukaryota, Metazoa, Arthropoda, Malacostraca, Decapoda, Penaeidae. The record is from RefSeq and is a predicted model, not a curated record.